ACCUGUAGUUAGUUAGCUAUUUAGUUAGUCAGUGAGCCCGAGCUCGGGGCAUGCCCUGUGCCCCAGGGUUUAAGUCGUGUGGUUCUUGCAGGCAUUCUGUGCUAAGAAGUGACCUGCACACAGACUGUUUGUGCUGCUUGGGAGAAACUCAUAUCAGCGAGAGGUGCAAGAUUUGCAAGUCGUUUAAGCCUUGGACCAAAAGAGAAAGGGACAUUAGGCUCUGGGUCAUGCUAAUGUAGUUGGGGCUGACCCCGACCCUGGCAUGCCACUCCGAACCAGUACCUGGCACCAUGGUUUUGGUACGUGACAACCUUCCAGUACCAUUGACCAGUCGGCACUGCUCCCCGUUCAUGGGGCACGCCAAGAGGGCCAGGAAGACUCCCUCUUUGCAGCGGCACUGAGGGAAAGCUGGGCCAGAGGCUAGAUUCAUGUUGGCAGUCCUCAAUCCCCACCAGGCCCCAGGCCUCCGACUCAAGCUAAGUGGAGUAGCCCGGCCUCUUCGGAACAAGCCUCUCCGGAUGUCUGGAUGCCUUCCACCCCUGAAGCCCUCAGGCAGCCUGGGCUGUCAUGUCCGUGCUGGUGCCUGGAGCGCUGCCGAUGUUGGCCCCGCACUCCAGUGGCAAGCUGCUGCUGGGAUCUCCGCAGUCGCCUCCCAUCCGGUAUUGGUCUUGGUCGAGAGAACGUUACUGAUGCUGGUCACCACCCAGCAUCCGCUUGGGGCAGAGUCCAGGUGGAUCAUCCUCGACGCCGACCAGCCUGUCGGGCUGGGUUUUGUCCGGCCAGGAUUUGCAGUACUUCUCAUCCUCAAGGAGCAAACAUUGACGGGACUGCGGUGGGCAUCGCCGUCGGUCUUCGUCUUGGAGAGGAUACUGCAGUCGGUCAUGGCACAUUCGUUGACGCUGUUCCUGUUUGGACUCCCACUCCAAGUCUCCGUCAAGCCAUCGCAACCCCGGGCGUCGAUCGCUGGCAUCUCGCAGUCGUGGGUCCACCUGUCGAGGCCGUUUGUGGAGCAGCUAUUACCGUUGGUACCAGUUCUCUAUGUCGAGAUCAUGGUCCUGUGGCCGUCGUAGAUCCCGACACUGCCGCUUCUCCCGGUCCAGGGACAGCAGUGGAUGAUACG
Molecule: messenger RNA, 1120 nt
Organism: Chelonoidis abingdonii (Abingdon island giant tortoise)
Lineage: Eukaryota; Metazoa; Chordata; Testudines; Testudinidae
Source: RefSeq, a predicted model, not a curated record